CUAUGGGGAUAUUUAGCUGACAUAAAAAGCAAAAAAAUGACCACUAUUGCAUCUGCCACAACUUUGUCCUUUGCUACGCUGGCUUUUGGAUUUAGCUCACACUUCAAUUGGGCGUUAAUAGCGCGACUGUUACAAGGUUGCUUCAUGGGAAUUAAUGUGGUAAUCAAGGCUUUCAUGGCUGACAUUUGUGAUGACACUAAUCAAGGAUUUGGAAUGACAUUAUUGAUGUGUUCUUAUUCCACUGGACUCAUCCUUGGACCAAGCAUUGGAGCAUUUUUAGCAUUUCCUGCACUUCAGUAUCCAAAAUUGUUUUCAAAAGAAUCUUUCUUUGGUCGCUUUGCUAUUCUUCUUCCUCACAUUUUUGUAGUGGUUUGUUUUAUCGUUGUCAUUCCUAUGGCAGUUUACAUCUUACCAGAUGAUAAGAGCAAACAAAAUAAAACUGCUCGCAAACAAAGCGUGGACCUUACUGAAAAGAUUAAAGAAAUUUCCCAAGAUAAUGGAUGUGAUUUAAAAGAUGCGGACGAACAUUAUUAUACAACUUCUUUCACUGAAAACGAGCAGAUUUUGAACAGAAAAAGCAAGAAGAAGCAAUACCUGUCUAUAAAUACAUUAGAACACAGCACAGAAGAAAACAAUUGCUACAAUGGCACUCUUUUAAGGGAAUCAAAGCUGGUGAAGUGUAUUCAAAAACCUUGUCUUCUGUCUUGUCUACUGUAUGGAUCUUACGCAAUAAUUGCCAUUGGUUAUGAUGAACUUUUUCCAAUAUUUGCAGCAACAUCGAAAAAAUACGGAGGUUUCGCGUUUACUACUUCAAAUAUUGGUGUGUCUUUACUUGUUGUUGCAGCAGUCAGCGUUGUUUUGGAAAUACCUUUAGCGACCAAACUAAUUGCAAAGUACGGUGCAAAGAGGGUCUUCAUUGCAUGUACAAUGCUGCAGUCAUUUCUGUUUCCAAUGCAUGUAGUAUUAACACAAAUUUCCAACACGACUUUAUUUUGGUUUUUGCUGAUUUUUACUCUAAUCGUUACACGUUUAUGCAUUGAAGGAUCAUUAAUAACUGUUGCUGUAUUUUUAAACAAUUCUGUGGAAGCUGAACUACUUGGAACAGCAAAUGGUAUAGGCAUGACUGUCUCAGCGGUGGGAAGAAUGAUUGCUCCAUCGUUAUUUGGAACUUUAUUUUCUUGGUCGUUAAAAAACGUUACGAAUAUCGAAGAAAACAAACAUCCAUUUGGUUUUCCGUUCAACCAAUAUUUUGUGUUUUACCUUAUGUCUUUUAUUGGAAUACUUAACGCUGUGUUUGUUGGGUCAUUCCCAGAUAGCAUAAAUUAUAAGAAAAAACUUUAGCUGCCCCAGUGGCUAUUUAUUGCUUGUAGCUAGCAGUAACGGUAUGUGUUAAUACGUCUUACUGUAAACUCAUUACCACAAUCUUCUAAGUCUUUCCAAAGGCGCAUAUUUUUUUUUCAGCUCUAUUUGUUUGUCUGCUCGAGAAUCUAAAUUUUGUGAAAGGACGCACUAUGUAGCAAAUGUGGUAUUUUUUACUGACUUUAUUAUGAUAAGGACGAGGGCCAUACACUGAAAAUUGUUGAGUUGAGACGUUGCAAAGUUUUUUUAUUUAAAAAUAAUUCUUUUUUAUUUAGGAAUAAUAUUCUUUUAUAAGUACCUUUGACCUUCUCACAAAUCCAAAGUAAAUUUAUCUUAGCUAUAUCACUAAA
Messenger RNA from Hydractinia symbiolongicarpus, 1709 nucleotides. RefSeq lists its product as uncharacterized. Gene Ontology annotation, biological process: transmembrane transport. Gene Ontology annotation, molecular function: transmembrane transporter activity. Bases 37 to 1341 code for a protein of 434 amino acids. NCBI's taxonomy places the organism in Eukaryota, Metazoa, Cnidaria, Hydrozoa, Anthoathecata, Hydractiniidae. The record is from RefSeq and is a predicted model, not a curated record. The transcript is spliced from 12 exons.